Messenger RNA from Hordeum vulgare subsp. vulgare (domesticated barley), 1709 nucleotides. RefSeq names its product putative F-box protein At5g42430. The coding region runs from base 150 to 1445 and encodes 431 amino acids. The transcript has 2 exons. Lineage: Eukaryota; Viridiplantae; Streptophyta; Magnoliopsida; Poales; Poaceae. Gene Ontology annotation, molecular function: protein binding. The record is from RefSeq and is a predicted model, not a curated record.
GAAUCGUAAAGGUCAUCGUGGAACACCACUGCGGCCGCCGCUCUUGCCCUUCCGGCUACCAAACCCUAGCGAGAGCUCCGUCGAGCUUCGGACCAUUUUCCCACGACGGCCUCGAGGCGCUGAUCCACAAGCCCACGAGGAGCAGCGCGAUGCCGCCAGGGGGAGUAGAAGCAAGCAAGCGUGGCCGCACGGGGAAGGAGCAGAGCCACCCGCCGGCGAUCCGGCGCCGCGACGAGUCCCGUCCCGCGCCGCCGUUCCCCGCCAUGGAUUCUCAGAAGCAGAGGAAGAAAAGGAAGCAGAGGCAGCCGGCGUCGGAGGUGGUGAGCAUCCCCGAGGGCCCCCUCGUCGAGAUCCUGUCACGGCUGCCCUACCGCUCGCUCUGCCGCUUCAAGUGCGUCUCCAAGCAGUGGCGCCAGCUCUGCUCCGACCCCGAAAUCAUCAAGAGGGCGCCGCAGACCCUCGCCGGAUUCUUCCACAACCACCUGGUCGGCCACCUCUGCUUUGACAACCUGUCCGGCGGACGCCCGCUGGUCGACGCUUCGCUCCCUUUCCUCCGUGAGAGCUACCGGAAAAUCAAGCUCGAGCAAUGCUCCACCAGCCUCCUCCUCUGCAAAUGCUGGGAAUCGGAAUCCGAUGACGAGUUCGAUUUCGUCGUGUGCAAUCCGAUGACCGAGCAGUGGACCGUGCUGCCUCCUAUAGAAUGGCCGGGCGAAGAAGACGAGGACGACGGCGACCCCGAAUGUUUCGAGCUGAGGUAUCCCUUCCUGGUUUUCGACCCGGCCGUCCCGUCUCGUUUCGUGGUGUUUGCGCCGCUCAUCGAGACGGACGAUGUUCUCGCGAUAUACUCAUGGGAAACCGGACAAUGGACCCCGAGCAGCGGGUGGGAAAACGAAGAGUUUCGUGCCGUCGUUCCGGAAUGCGCCGUCUUCAUGAAUGGCAUGAUGCAUUUCCUGCAUUUUUUUAUCGUCGAGCCAUUGAUAGCCGUACUGGACAUUGAGGGGGAGCUUUGCCGGAAAAUUGCUGCCCCAGAUGGAUUUGUAGGAGCCACACCUGGUUAUGCUUCGGUGGGGUGCUCUCAUGGACUCCUCCAUGCUUGGUAUAUGGAUCCUCGUUACUACGAGCUCUCUGUGUGGGUGCUCAAGGAUUAUGCUACCGAAGAGUGGACCCUAAAGCAUACCGUCAAUGUUCCGGAACUCUUUGAAGAAACGAAAUCCGACCAAGACGAGGAAUAUUCUGACCAAGAGGAGCAUGGGACCCAUAAGUAUGAUGUGUUUGCAAUUCAUCCGGAACACAAUGUGAUUUUCCUUACUAAUUGGAGGGAGGUGAAUUUGUCGUACGAUAUGGACAGCGGGCAAGUGCAUCCUAUGUGCACUUCUGGAGAUUUCCUCGGCGGUCUACCUUUUAUUCCCUGCUUUGCGGAUUUUGGGGAUUUGGCUCUCCGAUGAUCACUGAAAAGUCGGCGUUUCCGUCAUGUCUUUGGUGGGGCACUAGUUGCCUUUUGUAGAACCCACUCUUCUAGUCCUGUGGCACUGGUUUGGAUAUGUCUUCCUAGCAUUCCAAAUUAUGCUCUGCGGGCGCCGCCGUUUUGUGGCGUCAAACAAUGUUGGUUAAUGGUAGAGAUUUUGAAAGUGACAAGAGAUCCAAUGGGUAAUGCUUAAUUAGGUGUAUGUAUUACUUAGUCACCUAAAUAUAUUUGCUUUUAUGCUGCA